This is a messenger RNA of Ostertagia ostertagi, 1302 nucleotides long. The record is from the annotation of a GenBank genome assembly. NCBI's taxonomy places the organism in Eukaryota, Metazoa, Nematoda, Chromadorea, Rhabditida, Trichostrongylidae.
AUGGAAGAUGACUUGAUAGCUCACGAGCUCGAGAUUUUCUGGAUUGAAGUGGUCAUGAUCUACUCCUCCGCUUACCAGCAAUAUUUUGAGAUGGGGUUUUCCCUUAUGAUUGCACCAUACACACAAGCACAGAUUCUGCAAAGAUUGAAUGUGCACUUUGUUAUCCUUCGGUCAAAUUCAAUAGACGUCUACAAUCGUUCACGUGAGCAUAUUGAUCUCAAUGAUUUCUCUAAAGCAGAGGAUAGUUCGCGUAUUGAUCGCGUAAGAAAACUAUUCGCGUGGCAGGCAUCUCACAUUUCGCGUAUACACGAACCUCAUCCUCAAUUGGUGCAUCGGCAUCGACUUAUUUGGAAUCUACCGGACCAAAGUGAAAGCGCAAUGAUGACUACACAACUUUCUUCUUAUAAACGCAGAAUAACCGGGCUUUGCAAUAAGCUAGAUACGGUACUCUCGCGUUUCAAAGAGGAGAAAUUAGAGACCCUGAAGGUUUCGGAUAGUGACCGCACUCCAGGGUAUGAAAGGGAAUGCCAGAAAAAACUCCAUGAAGGACUUGGAGCAAUUGAGGCAUGCACUUCAAAGAUCGAACAAACUUGGCAAGAGUAUGGAAACGCGUUAAGUCAAUUGAAUAGUCCGCCCAAAUCGGAAUCCGACGACUACGAGACGUAUUCCAAUCGAGCCGACGGAGUCCUCAGUGCAGCACUCGACUAUACAGUCAUAUUGGAAGCGAGGUUGCGCGCGUUCAAGGCAAAUAUAGGAGCCAUUCAAGAGGAGAACUACAACAAAGCGGUAGAGUUCCUGAAAGAGAAAUAUGGGAACUCAGAGGAGCUCGUCAGUCGCUUAAUUGACCGCUUGGAAAAAAUCACGUCGCGUUCAUCUUCUAUCAAGGAUCAACGCGUACUUCUGGAGCAAGUCCAAGUCAUAGUAUCGCAGCUUCAGAACAAAGGGGAACAAGUAGAUAGUCACUGGCUUUUGAAGCAAGUUUUGUCAAAAUUUUCAGUUAGUCUGCAAAGAAGAGUCUUGGAAAGGAAGUAUUCCAUGGAGGGAUCCUUUCACAUGCACACUCUUCUCAAAAAUUUGGAGGAUAUCAUCAACAGCGAAGAACAGAUUGAGCUGUAUACCUCCAAAAACCUCACGCCUCCUCUAGUAGAACCUAAGAAGGAGAGAAACCACAAAGGACAGUUUCAACGCGUGGGUAACACUCCGAGUUACUUGUGCAUGUACUGUGGAGCUGACCACAAAUCAAGAGCAUGCACUAAGUACGACACUCCUCAGGACAGAGCGAAAUACCUGAGAGAACACAAA